Cebus imitator (Panamanian white-faced capuchin) is the source of this 1814-nucleotide messenger RNA. RefSeq names its product neurexophilin and PC-esterase domain family member 2 (gene NXPE2). NCBI's taxonomy places the organism in Eukaryota, Metazoa, Chordata, Mammalia, Primates, Cebidae. Bases 1 to 1683 code for a protein of 560 amino acids. The record is from RefSeq and is a predicted model, not a curated record. The transcript has 5 exons.
AUGAUUAUUUCUCCUGUCCUCUUUUAUAGGAUUCUCACUUUGUUUCCAAAUGCCACAGCUCGAAAAUUACUACUGAUGUUGAUAUUUAUAUUAAUUUUCUGGGUUAUUUACUUGGCUUCAAAAGACCACACAAAGUUCUUGUUCAGCUUGGAAAACCAUAUUACCCUGAACCAAGGGAACAUCUUCAAAAAACUAUCACGCUCUGAAGCACCAUUGUGUCCAGCAGUUUCACCAAAAAAGACUGAACUGAGAAUAAAGGAAAUCAUGGAGAAACUAGACCAGCAGAUCCCACCCAGACGUUUCACCCAUGUGAACACCACCACCAGCGCCACACACAGCACAGCUACCAUCCUCAACCCUCGAGACUCGUACUGCAGGGGGGACCAGCUGGACAUCCUGCUGGAGGUGAGGGACCACUUGGGACGCAGGAAGCAAUAUGGCGGAGAUUUCCUGAGGGCCAGGAUCUCCUCCCCAACUCUGAUGGCAGGUGCUUCAGGAAAGGUGACUGACUUCAACAAUGGCACCUACCUGAUCAGCUUCAGUCUGUUCUGGGAGGGCCAGGUCUCCCUGUCUCUGCUGCUCAUCCACCCCAGUGAAGGGGCAUCAGCCCUCUGGAGGGCAAGGAACCAAGGCUGUGAUAGGGUCAUCUUUAUUGGCCUGUUUGCUAACAGAACCUCCAAUGUUUUCACUGAAUGUGGCCUGACCCUAAACACAAAUGCUGAACUGUGCCAGUACUUGGAUGACAGAGACCAAGAAGCCUUCUACUGUGUGAGGCCUCAACAUAUGCCCUGUGAGGCUCUGACCCAUAUGACCACUAGGACAAGAAAUAUUUCCUAUCUUAGCAAGGAAGAAUGGAGCCUUUUCCACAGGUCCAACAUGGGAGUUGAAAUGAUGAAGAACUUUACCCCCAUUGAAGUCGUACCAUGUGACAAGAGCGAGAACAUAAAAAAGAACUGCCAGAUUGGAAUGAGGACUCCUUUCCCCAGUGGUUAUACUUUGAAAAAAAUGUGGAUUACAGCAUUUUGUAAACAGAACAAGUUCAAUGAAACAAAAAAUAUAAAUGACUGCUUGGAAAGAAAACUUAUUUAUCUCAUGGGAGAUUCAACACUGCGUCAGUGGAUUUACUACUUACAAAAAGCUGUGAAAACCUUAAAAUAUUUUGAUCAUCAUGGAGCUGGGAUCUUUAAGACACAUGUUCUUCUGGAUGCUGAAAGACAUAUUUUGAUUCAGUGGAAAAAACAUGGACAUCCAUUUGUUACCAAAAAGCUAUUCUCAGUGAAAGAUGAAAACUAUAUCCCGCGGGAAAUUGACCGGGUAGCAGGAGACCAAAACACGGCCAUUGUCAUUACCCUCGGCCAGCACUUCAGACCCUUUCCCAUCAACAUUUUCAUCCGUAGGGCCAUCAAUAUUCAAAAGGCCAUUGAACGUCUAUUCUUGCGAAGCCCAGAGACCAAGGUGAUACUUAAAACUGAAAACACCAGAGAGUUACAUCAAAAUGCAGAGAUGUUUAGUGACUUUCAUGGCUAUAUUCAGAAUCUUAUCAUAAGGGAUAUUUUUGUGAAUCUUAAUGUGGGCAUUAUUGAUGCCUGGGACAUGACAAUUGCAUAUUGCACUAAUAAUGCCCAUCCGCCUGAUUACGUGAUUCAGAAUCAGAUUGGCAUGUUCUUAAACUACAUUUGUUAGAGGAAAAAUAUAAAAAUAGCACUAGCCACUUUCUAUAGAUGAUCUUACAUAUAUAGCAAAGAUAGUUUAAUGCAAUACAAGGUUUGAGGAAACUAAAUUUGAAAAAGUUUCAUUAUAGUUAAAUAUAUAUA